CACAGCUUUCUUUCACUGCACCUUCCUGCACCUUCACAAAAAGACAUUCUUGCCGUGUCAUCUCUCACCCUUCGCUCCUUCCACUUCCACUUCCAACUUUGUCUCAAUAAAUUAAUUUCUUCAGUCUUCUUCUCUUUCUCAACCCUUCUUCUUCAACAACCCUUGAUCAAGACUCUUUCAAGGAAAAUCACAACCAACAAAUCCAUCCGUCAUCAUGCCUAAGGCCAAGUACAUUCUUCUCGACUGCGACAACACCCUUGUCCUGUCCGAGCGUCUUGCUUUCGAAGCAUGUGCCGAUCUCACCAACGAAAUCCUUGAGAAGUACGGUCUCCCAGAUCGCUACUCUGUCGACAGCCUCCUCGAAGACUUUGUCGGUCAAAAUUUCCGUGGCAUGUUGGUUGGUCUGCAGAAGAAGCACAACUUCACCCUCAAGCCAGAUGAACUCGAGGACUACGUUGCCCAAGAGCUCGGACGUGUCACCCAGAAAUUGUCUGAGAAAGCAACCCCCUGCCCCGGUGCUCCCGAGCAACUCGAGUAUCUCAAGCAACAGGGUUAUCCCAUGAGUGUCGUCUCUACCUCGGCCAAGCCUCGUGUCGUCGCCUCUCUCGUCAAGACCAAGAUCGACCACUACUUCCCCAACGAGCACGUCUACUCUGCUGCUACCUCCCUCAACCCUCCAUCUUCCAAGCCCGACCCCAAGAUCUAUCUCUACGCCUGUGAGCAACUCGGUGUCAAACCAUCUGAGGCCAUCACCGUCGAGGAUAGCAAGAGUGGAGCCACCGCCGCCAUGCGUGCUGGAAUCCCCUUGAUCGGCUAUGUCGGCGUCUAUGGCAUCGAAGAGGGCAAGGAGAAGAUGGAGCAGAUGGCAAAGGUUCUCAAGGAACAAUGCAAUGCUGAUGAGAUCAUGUACGACUGGAAGGAGUUCCCAGAGUUGUUGAAGAAGAUCGAAGCCAAGGCUUAGACUGACAACUCGCGUCUUCGUGACCCAAAGCUCAGUAAUCCUGGCCGGUUCAAACCCACCUGUUCGAGCGACAACCAAUUGAUUGCCGUCAUGCUGAAACGAUCCUUAUGCCAGCCUCAGAGAUAUGACAGAUUCUAGACUUCGAAUCGAAUACUAGAAUAGACAAAAAGCCUUGAAAUAAACAAGGUUGCACCAUUACACCCUCUG
Molecule: messenger RNA, 1168 nt
Organism: Exophiala mesophila
Lineage: Eukaryota; Fungi; Ascomycota; Eurotiomycetes; Chaetothyriales; Herpotrichiellaceae
Exons: 2
Coding region: 215-961 (248 amino acids)
Source: RefSeq, a predicted model, not a curated record